ACGACUUGGAGAAAAUCCGCCACCUACGUAGCGAUCUUUGUUUUUUUAACUUGGUACGUGUCCAUUUGCAGCAGAACUAUCAGAACUUCAAUGGACGACGCGUUUAGAAGGGACGGUAACGAGUCUUCUGUAAGAAAUGGUCCACAUCCUGUAAAAAUUGCUCCCAAGCGCCGGCUGCCCGAUGCGCUGAUCAUUGGAGUGAAAAAGGGCGGAACUCGAACCCUUCUCACGUUUUUGCAAAAGCAUCCCCAAAUCGUUGCUAACUCGGAUGAACUGCACUUUUUCGACAAGGAUGCGAAUUUUUCUAAAGGACUUGAAUGGUAUAGAAAGCAAAUGCCAGCAGCUCGGCCGGACCAAGUGAUCUUGGAGAAAACUCCGAUCUAUUUUCCAUCACUUGCGGCACCUGAAAGAAUAUAUGAUAGCAUUCCUAACGUCAAACUGAUUCUUAUUGUGCGUGAUCCAAUUGUGCGACUCGUCUCAGAUUAUCUUCACGAAAAGAUACACUACAGAAAGACAUGGUCACUUGAAGAGGCUGUGACUAAUACUGCUCAAAACGGCUCUUUGGCUGUGAUUGAGAAUCGCAACAUAUUGAAAUUGAGCCUGUACGAUGAGGCCUACUCUCGAUACAUGAAAUUCUUCAAGCCGGAGCAAAUGCUCAUUUUGUCAGGCGAGAAAUUCAUCAGGGACCCGUGGGUUGAGCUUGAAAAAGUUCAAUCUUUCCUAGGAGUGCGCCAAGCGAUUCGAAAAGAAAACUUCUAUUUUAAUCCAGAAAAACAAUUCAUGUGCAUGAGAAGCACAGGGGUAAAUGGAUUUUGCAUGGGUGACAACAAGGGAAGAAAACAUCCAAAGGUCGCACAGAAAGUUUAUCAAGUUUUAAAAGAGUACUUUACUCCAAGUGUCAACCGAUUUGCAUUGCUUUCUCAGUCAAGUUUUUGCAAUGAAUGGUUGCAUGGUGAGGUGUGAGUUUUUAUUUUGUUAAUUUGAAUUGAAUAUGAUUUAUAAAAAUAAUAAAUUUACUGUUUAUGUAU
Messenger RNA from Neocloeon triangulifer, 1028 nucleotides. RefSeq names its product heparan sulfate glucosamine 3-O-sulfotransferase 5-like. The transcript is spliced from 3 exons. Gene Ontology annotation, molecular function: [heparan sulfate]-glucosamine 3-sulfotransferase activity. The record is from RefSeq and is a predicted model, not a curated record. The coding region runs from base 91 to 963 and encodes 290 amino acids. NCBI's taxonomy places the organism in Eukaryota, Metazoa, Arthropoda, Insecta, Ephemeroptera, Baetidae.